Molecule: messenger RNA, 711 nt
Organism: Maudiozyma barnettii
Lineage: Eukaryota; Fungi; Ascomycota; Saccharomycetes; Saccharomycetales; Saccharomycetaceae
Product: PEX11 family protein
Exons: 1
Coding region: 1-711 (236 amino acids)
Biological process (GO): regulation of peroxisome size; peroxisome fission
Cellular component (GO): peroxisomal membrane
Source: RefSeq, a predicted model, not a curated record
AUGGUCUACGAUACAUUGGUCUAUCACCCCUUGGUGACUAAAUUAGUCAAGUUUUUAGACACUACUGCUGGUAGAGAGAAGCUUUUACGUUUGUUACAAUAUCUAUGUAGAUUCUUGGCUGUACAACAAGGAUCUGCGUUGUCUAGACAAUUGCAAGCACAAUUUACAAUAGUUAGGAAAGUAUUGAGAUUUUUAAAACCAUUGAAUCAUAUACAAGCUGCCUCCAAAGUUUACGAUCAAAAAUUGAUUGGGGAUUCGAUUGUACGUGUAUUGAAUAUUAUUAAGAAUUUAUGUUACGCAGGAUAUUUGACCUUAGAUCAAAUUAAUUUAUUAAGAAUGUUUAAAUUGGUUCCUAUGACUACAUUUUCAAGUAAAAAAGUACCUCGUUGGACCAAUUGGUUUUGGCUUUUCGGUUUAGUCUCUGGUUUAUUAUUGGAUCUACGUAAUAUUCAAAUCUCUGAUGUUAAAUUAAAAGAAGUUAACGACUCUAAGGAAGAAAUCACCGAUAAACAACGCAUCGACUUGGUCAAAGCCACACACAGGGAAAGAUUCAUGGCUACCAGAAGAUUGCUAUGGGAUUCUACAGAUAUGUUUAUUGUAUUGAACAAUCUAGGCUAUUUGGCUAAUCGUGAACAAUAUGUGGCUCUUGCAGGUGUGGUGACCUCAAUGCUAGGACUCAGCGAUAUGUGGAAGGCCACUAAGACAAAUUAA